UGCAGCGCUGCAGCUGAUCGCCGAGGACCUGGACGAGAGCUCGGACCCGGCCCUGCUCGCCCGCUGCUCCGACUUCUUCAUCAAGCACUCCCAGUACCAGAAGGCCGUCGAGAUGCUGGUGGCGGCCAAGAAGUACCACGAGGCCCUGCAGCUGUGCCUGGACCAGAGCCUGACCAUCACAGAGGAGCUGGCGGAGAGCAUGACCGUGUCGCGGGACUCCAAGGACCUGCCGGAGGACGCCCGCAAGGAGCUGCUGGAGAAGAUCGCCGACUGCUGCAUGCGCCAGGGGAACUACCACUUAGCCACCAAGAAGUACACGCAGGCCGGCAGCAAGCUCAAGGCCAUGAGGGCGCUCCUGAAGUCCGGAGACACGGAGAAGAUCGUCUUCUUCGCGGGGGUUUCCCGCCAGAAGGAGAUCUACAUCAUGGCUGCCAACUACCUGCAGUCGCUGGACUGGCGCAAGGACCCCGAGAUCAUGAAGAACAUCAUCGGCUUCUACACCAAAGGGAGGGCCCUCGACCUGCUGGCCGGCUUCUACGAGGCCUGCGCCCAGGUGGAGAUCGAUGACUACCAGAACUACGAGAAGGCCCUGGGGGCGCUGACGGAGGCCUACAAGUGCCUGGCCAAAGCCAAAAUGCGCAGCGCGGAGGAGCAGGAGGGCAGGCUGGCCGAGCUGCAGCACAGGAUCACCCUGGUGAAGAGGUUCGUCCAGGCACGCAGGGUGUAUGAGGAGGACCCAGGGGAGGCUGUGCGCUUGUGUGACACGCUGCUAGAGGAGGCGGAUCUGGACCCUGCCGUCCGUAUCGGAGACGCUUACGGCUUCCUGGUGGAGCACCACUGCCAGCAGGGCAGCUACCAGGUGGCCCACCGCAAGCUGGAGGAGAUGCUGAAGCGGCUGCCCUCCGUCAACGUCAGCUACUACGUGAGCCAGCGCAGCCUGGAGGCCCUGCAGCUCGCCAUGGGCGUGGCCCUGGGUGGGACUCGGGGGCCGCCGGGGGGGCGCAGCGACCGCAGGGACAGCGGCGGGGAGGAGGACGAGGUGGAAGAGGACGAAGCUUUGGAGGCCCAUCAGGGGGACUGAGCCUCCUCGGGCUCUCCUCCUCUUCCUCCUCUCCCUGCCUCAGCUGGGGAGGCCUCCACAUGGCAGCUUGCGCAAGCUGCACAGGGGCCCCCUGCCUUACCAAGGUGCCAUCUGUGAUGAAGGGGAGGUCCUCACGCUGAGGGUGAGGCUCCUAGUCCUACCAGACCCCUGGACAGUUGUGUCCCGCAGCCACCCUUGGGAGAGGGGGAGAGAGACCACGUGAGCACCACCUCUCUAUACGUGGAACAGGACCCAGAGCAGUACACCGCUUUGACUGGGAGCAUUAUGCCAACACCAAUCCAUCAAGAGAAAUGCACAGGAGAACCAGAGCGCCUCCGUUUUCUUCCACCCAGCCUCCCUUAAUCUGUCUUUUAUAUUCAGCUCUCUCUGAAGGGAUCUUUACUGUUUGCAUGCCUUAUCCCUCAGUCGUUUGCUAAUGAGACUGGCUCUGGGUUCUUUAGAUAAGACGAACAUCUAAAUAUUUAUUUUACUAUACGUAUAUUACAUCCUAUACUUUCCCUGUAGAAAAUGUUGCAUUGGACAAAUCAAAUGUAAAAUUACCCUCGACCUUAUCGAACCGCAACAAAGGAAAAUAAUUGACUUGACUUUCAACUUAAUUUUGAAGGGAAAUUCCACUGGAACUAAUCAUGAACUUAAAAUACAGAGAAUGCUAAAUUUGGUUCUUGUUUAAAAUUGCUUACUUUCUAAUUUGUGUUUAAAAAGGCUGAGGCCUUUGUUUAAAUACUCAGUGGAGAUGCACUAUGGGAUAUCAGGCUUUCUCUCCGAAGUGUCCAUUUUUGAAAGGGCUGCCAACUGUUCUCAUUUCCCAUGGGUGUCAACAAUCCAGGGGUACCAGCACUCCCAUCAUGCAUUGUUCCUUUGAGUUUGCAAAGGUCACAGCCUUGAUGAAAAUGAGUUUUAAAAAAGCAAGCAAUUUUGAAACAUCAAUUCAAACCAUAAAUUCUUAAUUCUUUUUUUUCCUUUUCCCUUUAAAUGUUUGCAUGUCUGUUUCAAAAGCAUUUUACCUUUCUUGCACCGGUCUACUGUUUGUCUUUUCCAAAAUGGCUUUAAUUAAUGAAUCCUUUACGAAUCUUGCCAUUUCUAGAGCCUGGGUAUUGAUCCGUCUUUUUUGGGAGGCACCUGCAUUGGAGUAAGUAUAAGAUUCAAGAGCCAAUGUUUCUCCCGAGCAUGUACAUUGAUACUUGUUCUUCUCCUUAAUUAACCCUCCAAGUGAUCUCAGGGAAACCACAAGGUCUAUAUACCAAGGUCCCCUUCAAAUCAUCGCUGAUGCAGAAAAACCUUGAUUUUUAAUUCACUACACAUAAACUAUGUACUCAAAUAUGAAUAUAUAAAGUACAGUGUGUCAGAUGUUUACACAGUUUCAAAUUGUGUGCAUUGUGUGUUCAUUCUUCUUUUUAUACAUGUGCAGCAAUGUGUCUGCAUUCUGGAAAUGUAGAGAUAUUUUUAAAGUACGUACUGUACAGUAUUCAAUUUUUUCAAUAAAAGUUUUUCUUCGGUU
Molecule: messenger RNA, 2600 nt
Organism: Anguilla anguilla (European eel)
Lineage: Eukaryota; Metazoa; Chordata; Actinopteri; Anguilliformes; Anguillidae
Product: intraflagellar transport protein 140 homolog
Exons: 6
Coding region: 113-1081 (322 amino acids)
Biological process (GO): intraciliary retrograde transport
Cellular component (GO): intraciliary transport particle A; ciliary basal body; axoneme
Source: RefSeq, a predicted model, not a curated record